Dracunculus medinensis (Guinea worm) is the source of this 342-nucleotide messenger RNA. NCBI's taxonomy places the organism in Eukaryota, Metazoa, Nematoda, Chromadorea, Rhabditida, Dracunculidae. The record is from the annotation of a GenBank genome assembly.
AUGAACGUCUAUCCUUAUUAUUUUCAUGGUAAAGUUGUUAGUGGAUUUGGUCGAGGUGCCAAACAGCUCGGUUGUCCUACUGCGAACCUUGAUGAGGAGGCCGUCUCUAGGCUUCCACCUGACUUUCCUUGUGGUGUUUUUUAUGGUUUGGCGCAAGUGGACUGUGGGAGAAUCCAUGGAAUGAUUAUGAGUAUUGGAUGGAAUCCGCAGUUUCAAAACGAAAAGAAAACAAUAGAAGUCCAUAUUUUACACAGUUUUGAAGAAGGCUUUUAUGGUUCGGAUCUACAGGGAGUCGCUCUUGGCUAUUUGCGACCUAUGGCAUCAUUUGAUUCCUUAGGCUAG